AUGCAGAAAGCACAAAAGCGCCGUCGCCAAGUCAGUGGAAGGGAAUGCUGGGAAGAAAUUCGCAAACCCGAGCGCGGGACACGGCAAGACGGCUUUCCCAAAAGUCAAGCGGAACAAGAACGGCUGGGGGUUCGAUGGGACUAUGAUGGGGAGAUUACCGAAGGGGAUGAUCUUUAUCAUAAAUUUCAGAUGCAACCAAAAGCUGAGAAAGUUCCCUCUUCAAUCAAGAGGUGGAGAGAGAGCAAUGGUGGAACACAUGCUGUCAUGGCCACUGCCCUGGUUAAGAAAGAUGGUUCUAAGGAAGAUGCAUAG
Molecule: messenger RNA, 312 nt
Organism: Penicillium macrosclerotiorum
Lineage: Eukaryota; Fungi; Ascomycota; Eurotiomycetes; Eurotiales; Aspergillaceae
Exons: 1
Coding region: 1-312 (103 amino acids)
Source: RefSeq, a predicted model, not a curated record